UGCUGAAUAAAAACUUCAAACGGUUUCAGGAAGCAUCACUAUGGGUAGACGUGGCUCCAACGACAGACGAAGUGGAAGUUGAGAGGAGGUACACCCCUGAGUUGGAGACUGAACUACAGUCAGCAAAGGAUGACGCACUCCUCCUAUACACGGAGUUCACCGCGCGAUCAGGGUUGGAACUGAAGAUGUUCCUGAAGGAGAUGACCGGCUUCGCGGACAAGUCGCUUCGCACGAUGGACGCCGGGAUUCUGGCUAAUGCUAAAGACACACUGUCCAAAGUUUUUGCUAAUGGAUCAACGUUUAGGCUGGCCUAA
Messenger RNA from Ostrinia furnacalis (Asian corn borer), 314 nucleotides. RefSeq lists its product as uncharacterized. NCBI's taxonomy places the organism in Eukaryota, Metazoa, Arthropoda, Insecta, Lepidoptera, Crambidae. The annotation marks the transcript as partial. The record is from RefSeq and is a predicted model, not a curated record. The transcript has 3 exons.